Molecule: messenger RNA, 2221 nt
Organism: Cavia porcellus (domestic guinea pig)
Lineage: Eukaryota; Metazoa; Chordata; Mammalia; Rodentia; Caviidae
Gene: Uncx
Product: UNC homeobox
Exons: 3
Coding region: 249-1874 (541 amino acids)
Biological process (GO): regulation of DNA-templated transcription
Molecular function (GO): DNA-binding transcription factor activity, RNA polymerase II-specific; sequence-specific double-stranded DNA binding
Source: RefSeq, a predicted model, not a curated record
UGGAAAACGUUUCCUUGCACCCAGCACGCCUCUGACGUCAGAGCCGAUUAGCGCUUCUUAUUGGUCCCAAAUUCCCCGGGCCGCGGCUAAUUAUCGGGAGCUUGAUGUUGAUAAAGUAAAGCGCCGGAGUGCGGGCGAAGCAUGUGUAAGGCUCGGGGUCCCUGUCUCCGCCGCCGUCCGCGCCUCCCGCCGCUGGCCCGCCCCGGCCCCGGCCCGCGCCCCCGCGCCCCGCCGGCCCCCCGCGCGAGAUGAUGGACGGCCGCCUCCUGGAGCACCCGCAUGCCCAGUUCGGGGGUUCGCUGGGCGGCGUGGUGGGCUUCCCUUAUCCGCUGGGCCACCACCACGUGUACGAGCUGGCCGGCCACCAGCUACAGUCGGCUGCCGCCGCCGCCGCCGCUGCCGCGUCGGUACCGUUCUCCAUCGACGGCCUGCUCAGCGGCUCGUGCGCCGCGGCCGCCGCCUCGGUGGUCAACCCCACGCCGCUGCUGCCGGCCGCCUGCGGGGUCGGCGGCGACAGCCAGCCUUUCAAACUGUCAGACUCGGGGGACCCAGACAAGGAGAGCCCGGGCUGCAAGCGGCGGCGCACACGCACCAACUUCACCGGCUGGCAGCUGGAGGAGCUGGAGAAGGCGUUCAACGAGAGCCACUACCCCGACGUGUUCAUGCGCGAGGCGCUGGCGCUGCGCUUAGACCUGGUCGAGUCCCGAGUUCAGGUCUGGUUCCAAAACCGCCGGGCCAAGUGGAGGAAGAAAGAAAACACCAAGAAGGGCCCAGGGCGGCCAGCACACAACUCGCACCCGACCACAUGCAGCGGCGAGCCCAUGGACCCCGAGGAGAUUGCGCGCAAGGAGCUGGAGAAAAUGGAGAAGAAGAAGCGCAAACACGAAAAGAAGCUGCUCAAGAGCCAGAGUCGCCACCUGCACUCACCGGGCGGGCUGUCUCUGCACAGCGCGCCCAGCUCUGACAGCGACAGUGGCGGUGGUGGCCUGUCCCCAGAGCCACCAGAGCCACCACCACCUGCUGCCGCAGUGGUCAAGGGCCCCGGAGCACAUGCCUCCUCGGGCGUCGCAGGCACUGCGCCCGCACCCCCGGUAGAGCCGCCCACGCCGGGCACCUGCGACCCUGCCUUCUACACGAGCCAAAGAAGCAGCGCCGGCCCGCAGCCGCGGCUAGGCCGCCCUGCGGACAAGGACGCCGCCUCGUGCGGGCCCGGGGCAGUGGUGGCCGCGGGCCUACCCAAGGCCAGCCCGUUCAGCGUGGAGAGCCUGCUGUCCGACUCACCACCACGCCGAAAAACCGCCCCAGCCAAUGCCGCAGCUGCUGCAGGGCUGGACUUCACGCCGGGGCUGCCUUGUGCGCCUCGGACCCUCAUCGGCAAGGGCCACUUCCUGCUCUACCCCAUCACGCAGCCUCUAGGCUUCCUGGUGCCGCAAACGGCGCUCAAAGGCGGUGCGGGCGCGGAGCCCGCACCCAAGGACGCGCCGCCUGCGCCCUCUGCACCGCCUGCCCCACCGGCACAGGCCAGCUUCGGGGCCUUCUCGGGGCCCAGCAGUGCCCCGGACUCGGCCUUUGCACGCCGUAGCCCCGACGCUGUCGCCUCCCCAGGGGCCCAGGCGCCGGCGCCUUUCCGGGACCUAGCCUCGGUGGCGGUCGCAGUGACGACCGAGGGCGGAGCGGGAGACUGCGUGGACGCAGGGCCCGGCUGCCCCGUGGCCCCACCACCCCCGCCGCUUGCACCAUCGCCCGGGUCCGACUCUGGCCCGGGCCUGCGGGCCCCCAGCCCUACGGUGGAGCCAGCUACCUGCGUCGCCCCGGAGCCUGGCGAGGCAACCGGACCCAGCCUGCCGGACGGCGACGAGGUGGACAUGGACUGAGGGGAGCGGGGCCGGGAGAGGCGCCUAGCAGGCUUGCCCCGGCUCGCUCAGGCUCCGACACACAUCAAAUCAGGUGAUCGGCUCUAGAUACACUGCUUUCCCCUCUUUUCUUUUAUUUUCUUCCUUUUAUUGUUAUUUUUGAAGGCAAACAGAAACGCUGUAUUGAUUAGGACCUAGGCAGCAACCACAGGUCUUGGGGUGAGACCCUCCACCUCCCGAGGGAGCAAAAAGAACCCACAGUCCCCACAAAAACCCACAACAAGAAUCCUCAGCCUUGUAAAAUGCAAAAAUGACUAAGAAUAUUUAUAUAUGUACCAUUUUUUAUAAAUAAAGCUGGUCAAACGCAA